Messenger RNA from Aspergillus homomorphus CBS 101889, 1540 nucleotides. RefSeq lists its product as uncharacterized. NCBI's taxonomy places the organism in Eukaryota, Fungi, Ascomycota, Eurotiomycetes, Eurotiales, Aspergillaceae. The record is from RefSeq and is a predicted model, not a curated record. Bases 22 to 1497 code for a protein of 491 amino acids. The transcript has 2 exons. Gene Ontology annotation, molecular function: protein binding.
CCCUAAACAGACCGAAGAACAAUGCCCGCAGAAGCGCAAAGCUCGUCACUGGCGGGCGAUCUCGUGGCUCGCUUUUUGCGCACACAUAAUUAUACAGAGACGCUCCAUGUCUUCCUCCGCGAAGCAGGAUUGCCGGCCAACGCGGGGCAAAUCCGCGAUAAGGACGAGGAGGACUCCUGGACCAUCGAAGGCGUGCUCGACGAGAAACGAGCGUUUGACAAGAGCGUCAAGUUUGAGCGAUACAAUGAGAGCGACAAUGACAAGGAUAUCUGGAGUCUACCAGCACCAUCCAAUCCGACCAUCAUCCAAACGCCAACAUCCUCCAAUCUCCUGUCCUGCUCCGUAGAGCAAUGGCAGUACCACGACAGAAACGAGCAGCCAGAUCCCUUCCUAGUCGCCACGGGCGCAGACAAGCAGCUGCACCUGUUCCAAACCUCGGCGGGGCACGAGCUCGUGCAAACCUUCACCGGCACCUCCGAGGCGCCCAUUCUCUCCUACGCCCCGAUCCAGGCGGGCAAGCUCGUCCUCCUGACCAACAUGUCAGGCCAACUGCUCCUUCAGCGUGGCGCCAGCAUCGUCGACCGCAGGCACGACCAUGCCAAAUACGCAGUCAAGGUGGUCGCCCACGAGGAGAACGACACCGUCUGGAUCGCAACCGCCGGCUGGGACUCGAAGAUCUUUCUCUAUCAGCUCCGCAGCAGCAGCAGCAGCAGCUUGUCUGACAAAGACUCCGCCGUGUCCAUCGGCGAGCCGGUCGCGCAGAUCACCUUGCCGACGAAUCCAGAAUCCAUACUCUUCGUCCGCCACGUCGACACCAACGAGCUCGUCCUUCUCGUCUCGCGCCGUGACUCAACAUACAUCUACUACUACCAGGUCAAGUCCCAGCCUCCCACCCCCGCUACGGAAACCUCGCAACGGAGCGAAUGUGUUCUCCUCGGCAAGCAGAACCUGGCACCGCAUUCGAACGCCUGGGUUGCGUUCUCCCCCGCGUGCAUGGCCCUGAGCCCACAUGAUCCGGGUCUCAUUGCCGUUGCGACUUCGACGCUUCCGCAUAUGAAGGUCAUGAUCGUGCGGCUGUUGUUUCCUUCACUGGAGACACGGGGUGACGAUGUUGAUGGUGCGGGUGGCAGGGAGCCGGAGCUGACGCAGGCUGCGCAGGCAUUGGCGGCGCUGACGCUGCAGAAUCGAGAAGAUGCUGCCAUUAUGAUCCAGGCUAAUACCUUUGCGCCGCAGACGGCGUACUCGACGCCCCAGGUUGUGUGGCGGCCCGACGGCUCCGGCGUCUGGGUUAAUGGGGAUGAUGGGGUUGUUCGGGGCCUAGAGGUCAAGUCGGGUAAGGUCGUUACGGUCUUGAAGAAUGGGCAUGAAGCCGGGUGUAAGAUUAGGGCCAUCUGGGCGGGCUGGGUCGAGCUUUCGGGUCCGAGUGGUGAAUGGGUCAGGGAGGAAUGGCUUGUCAGUGGAGGGUUUGAUAAGAGGCUGGUGGUGUGGAAAGUGUAGUGUGUUUGCAUGCAUGAUUUGUACGGUCUGGCAUAAAUGAUAG